This is a messenger RNA of Perca flavescens (yellow perch), 2682 nucleotides long. RefSeq names its product glutamate receptor, metabotropic 2a (gene grm2a). Gene Ontology annotation, molecular function: G protein-coupled receptor activity. The record is from RefSeq and is a predicted model, not a curated record. Gene Ontology annotation, cellular component: membrane. The transcript has 5 exons. NCBI's taxonomy places the organism in Eukaryota, Metazoa, Chordata, Actinopteri, Perciformes, Percidae. Bases 1 to 2682 code for a protein of 893 amino acids. Gene Ontology annotation, biological process: G protein-coupled receptor signaling pathway.
AUGUCAUUGGGGAAAUCACCUGUGUUGGGGGUGCGUCCUGUGCCCCGACCCCUCUGGCUGUCCCACCUCAGCCUGCUGUGCUUAUGUGUGUCUCUCUUUGCCCAGGCCCCCCAGGGUUUGCCUGUGGUAGGUUAUAACACUGACUCCAAGAGGGAGAUCACACUGGAAGGAGAUUUGAUGAUUGGCGGCCUGUUCCCUGUGCACCAGAAGGGUGAGGGAGCCGAGGACUGUGGGAAGAUCAAUGCUCAGAGAGGGAUCCAGCGACUGGAGGCCAUGCUGCUGGCACUAGAUGAAAUCAACAAGGAUGAGCGCAUCCUGCCUGGGAUCAGACUGGGAGCUCACAUACUGGACACUUGCUCUAAGGACACCUACGCUCUAGAGCAGUCUCUGGAGUUUGUCAGGGCCUCCCUCACCAAAGUGGAUGACAGUGAGUACACGUGCCCCGACGGCUCCUACGCCAUCCAUGACGACGUCCCUCUGGCUAUCUCUGGGGUCAUUGGAGGCUCCUACAGUGAUGUCUCCAUUCAGGUGGCCAACCUUCUGCGACUCUUCCAAAUCCCUCAGAUCAGCUAUGCUUCCACCAGUGCCAAGCUCAGUGACAAGACCCGCUAUGACUACUUUGCCCGCACUGUGCCCCCGGAUUUCUACCAGGCCAAGGCCAUGGCAGAGAUCCUGCGUUACUUCAACUGGACGUACGUAUCGACGGUGGCAUCAGAAGGUGACUAUGGUGAGACUGGCAUUGACGCCUUCCAGCAGGAGGCUCGUGCCCACCAGAUCUGCAUUGCCACUUCAGCCAAGGUGGGCCGCUCAAUGAGCCGCUGGAGUUAUGAGAAUGUGAUCCGCUCCUUGCAGCAGAAGUCCAACGCCAAGGUGGUCAUCCUGUUCACACGCAGCGAAGACGCCCGCGAGCUGCUAGUGGCAGCCAACCGCAUGAACGUCACCUUCACCUGGGUGGCCAGUGAUGGCUGGGGCGCGCAGGAAAGUGUGGUGAGAGGCAGUGAGGCUGUGGCUGACGGGGCAUUCACCAUCGAACUAGCUUCCUAUCCGAUCCCCCAGUUUAAUGACUACUUCACUGCCCUGCACCCGUACAACAACACCAGGAAUCCCUGGUUCAGAGAGUUUUGGGAAAACCAGUUCCAGUGCAGCCUCCAUGAUCUGGGAUGUGGGAAGCACUCACUCCGCGAGACUCCGUUUCAGCCAGAAUCCAAGAUCAUGUUUGUAGUGAAUGCAGUCUAUGCGAUAGCUAAUGCCAUACAUAACAUGAGGCAGGCCUUAUGCCCCAACUCCACCAAGGUGUGUGAGGCUCUUAAACCUGGCAAUGGCAGAAAGUUUUACAGGGACUACAUUCUCAAGGUCAAGUUUGAGGCACCAUUUCGCCCACCAGACACAGAGAAUGAAGUCCGCUUCGAUGCCUACGGGGACAGCCUUGGUCGUUACAACAUUUUCCACUACCACAAAGAAGAUGGACGCUAUGUCUACCGUAAGGUCGGCUACUGGGCUCAGAGCCUGACCCUGAACACAAGCCGGAUCCCCUGGGCUGGCCAGGUUGUGCCAACCUCCCAGUGUAGUGACCCCUGCAGGAAGAACGAGGUGAAGAGUAUGCAGCCUGGAGAUGUGUGCUGCUGGAUCUGUAUCCCCUGUCAACCCUACCAGUAUUUGCAGGAUGAAUUCACCUGUGCUGACUGCAGCUUUGGACAGUGGCCCCUGGCCAACCUGACAGGCUGUUAUGAUCUGCCUGAGGAGUACAUCCGCUGGGAAGAUGCCUGGGCCAUUGGACCCGUCACCAUAUCCUUUCUAGGGAUGAUGUGUACGCUCUUUGUCAUUGGGCUCUUCCUUAAACACAAUGAGACACCCGUGGUGAAGGCCAGUGGCCGUGAGCUCUCCUACAUUCUUCUGCUGGGAGUGUUGAUGUGUUAUAGCAUGACCUUCAUCUACAUUGCCAAACCGUCCACGGCAGUUUGUACACUGCGUCGGCUAGGUUUAGGCACCUCAUUUGCUGUGUGCUACUCAGCCCUCCUGACCAAGACCAAUCGCAUCGCUCGGAUCUUCAGUGGGGUGAAGGAUGGAGCGCAGCGGCCUCGAUUUAUCAGCCCAGCCUCCCAGGUUGCCAUCUGUGGUGCUCUGAUCUCCUGCCAGCUGGUGGUGGUGGUGGUCUGGCUGCUGGUGGAAACCCCUGGGGUGAGAAAGGAAGUGAGCCCGGAGAGGAGAGACGUGGUCACCCUCAAGUGUAACAGCAAGGACUCCAGUAUGCUCAUGUCUCUCACCUACAACUGCAUCCUCAUCAUCCUCUGCACAGUCUAUGCCUUCAAGACCCGCAAAUGCCCAGAGAACUUCAACGAGGCCAAGUUCAUCGGGUUCACCAUGUACACCACCUGCAUCAUCUGGCUGGCUUUCCAGCCUAUUUUCUACGUUACUGCCAGUGACUACAGGGUGCAGACAACAACCAUGUGCAUUUCUGUCAGUCUGAGUGGGUCGGUGGUGUUGGGCUGCCUCUUCGCUCCCAAGGUCCACAUCAUCCUGUUCCAGCCGCAGAAGAAUGUCAGCACUCUCAGAGUGGCCACCACCCGCUUCAGCGUCACCACUGGCCCAGGCUCCAGUUUCUCUCAAGCAUCAGCCUCCAAUGUUGUUCCAACAGUGUGUAAUGGUCGAGAGGUGGUGGACUCCACAACGUCCUCCUUGUGA